Cicer arietinum (chickpea) is the source of this 693-nucleotide messenger RNA. RefSeq names its product lachrymatory-factor synthase-like. The record is from RefSeq and is a predicted model, not a curated record. Lineage: Eukaryota; Viridiplantae; Streptophyta; Magnoliopsida; Fabales; Fabaceae.
UACACAUCAAUACCAUCCUCACUUGAAAUCAUGGAUCCUAUUCAACAAUCAAAAGAAAAAUGGAAGGGCAAAGCCAAAACAAAAUUACAAGGAUGCAAAGCAGAGCAAAUAUGGCCAUUUUUAGAGGAUUUUUUUGGCCUAGACAAAUGGUUUCCAAGUCUCUCUACAUGCAUUCCUGUUGAAGGAAUAUCAGGUAAACCAGGUUGUAUUCGAUUUUGUGCAGGUUUCAAGACUCCAAUAGAUGAACAUGACAAACAAACUUUGAAUUGGACUAAGCAAAAACUUCUUUCAAUUGAUCCAAUUCAAAGGGUAUUUAGCUAUUCAAUUGUAGAUGGAAAUGUUGGAUUUCAUUCCUAUGUUUCAACUCUUAAGGUUGUGUCAAAAGAUGAAGGUUGUGAGAUUGAGUGGUUAUAUGAAGUUGAACCUGUUGAAGGUUGGAAAUUAGAGUAUCUUGAUUAUUUUAUUGGUUCUGGUUUGGGUGUGAUGGCUCAAAGAAUGCAAGAAGCUUUGAAGACUAUGAAAGAUGCACUUGAAGCUUAAAAUUGAAGUUCUAGUAACUAGAUAUUCACAGAGAUAACGGUGAAUUGGUAUAUUUUGAAUAUCGUGAGAUUCAAUCUCUUAAUGUAAAAUCAUCUAUAUAUAUUAAUAAUUUAUAUGUUAUUGAAUAAAUUACAAAAAUGAAUAAUUUUAAAA